AGUUUAUCCUGGGUAAGUACUCAUUAUUCAUAUUAAUACCUGCUUCUGGCCACGGUUAUCGAUCAUCUGGCAAGAAGCUGUAGUUGUAUUGCAAACGCACACAGCUGAUGCUGAUGCAUUCCGAAAGUAUUCACAUGGCUAAUGGAGUGCAUCUCCACACGUGUCUGUCUUUCCAUCAUUUCCCUCGCUUCCUGCAAGACUACAGGUCUCCCUCAGGAGCCAUUAGACAUUCUACUUCUCCAUCUACAGAGCUGACAAGAGAUCCCUUUGGACUUCUCCAGCCCACCAGAGAAGGGGAGGGGACAUUCACUCUGAAGAUUUAAGAAGGUACCCCCAAACCUUUAGGAGAUCUUGUGACACAUUAUUCCAAGAAACAAAGACUGAAGAUCGGCUACUUCAGUAGGUAUGAAGGGACUGCGUAAACUGACAGCAUCUGCAAUGGCACUGUUCCUUGCAGUGUCCUUCCUAUCUUUGUCCUGGAGUGCUCCCCAGGCUCAUUUCCAAAGGAGAAACUGGACUCCUCAGGCUAUGCUCUAUCUGAAGGGUGCACAGGGACGUCGAUUCAUCUCAGAUGAGAGCCAGCGAAAGGAUCUGUAUGGCAGAAUGCAGCUUGAAACACGCAGCCAAAACACAAAUCCUUUAUCUCUUUCUGAAGCUUCAGCACUGUUCCUUAGUUCCUUACGGAAAGCCCAAGAAGUGGAAGAAGAAAACAGUGAUCACCCUGGCUACCUGAUGGAUAAUCUAUCAAAGUGGUGAAAUACUUGAAAUUUCUUUAACAUUUGUAUUCCAUCUACCCUGAAACCAUGAUCUGUGUAAACAGUGCUUCAACUCCACUUAAGUUCCAAAAAGUUGACAUAUAUAUUCAUUGCAAUAUUUUGAUUUCAAACUAAUUAAAAUCUGCCAGUUCAGCCAAAGAAAUUAUUUGUAAAGUUCCUGUCUUGUUUAGGUAAUUUUGUCUGCCUCAUCCAAAAUUUAAAACCCACUGUACCAUCUUAGCUGAAAGGAUGAAUGAAUUGUCCUUUCCAUCAAUUACUUCAUUAAUGUCAAUUUUUCAAUAGUCAUAGGAUAACCUUUUACCACCUUCCACCCAGCUAUAUAUUAGAGCCUUUUUAUUGAUGAUAAAAGUAGGUUCCUUUACCACUUCACUGCUGGCCCUGUAAGUCAGCACAGGAUCAGGGCACCAAGUAAUGACUGUGGCAUACAGACACUUCUGUUGUCAGGAGUCGUGGUUCUGCUGGAGCUGGUGGGGGCUCACUAGUUACAUAUCUAGUGUCAAACAUCGUAACCGGCAAAUUAUUAAUCGCAUCAUCAUCGUACCACUUUGUCAGCCUCUUUUUAACAUUUUGAAACUGAAAUUAUACAUAAAUUGGGUAAUUACCAUUCCAUGCUGAUAAGGAUGUAUGGAACAUUAUCUACGUAGCACUGGGGUCUUACUGGUAAGCCCUCUGUAGUUCUCAUGUAAUUGAAAGUCACUACACGAUCCUUGCGCCCAAGCAAUUACAUUUUAUUUUUUCAAUCUUUACUCUUGGUCAUGCACUUUAUCUUUUAAACACUGCUUUCCACUGAUCUUUUCCAUGACAUUGAUAAUGAAUUUUAUUAUACACACUAGCUAUAAGGUUGUUUCUCCUCAACAUAAAGAAAUGCAUCUGAAGGAACAGAGGAAUUAAUUUCUAUCACGGGGCCAUAGGCAUUUGCUGUAGUUGUUUACAGUUUAUAUCGCUGCAUUGAGGAAUAUAACAAGAGAAAUCAAAAUCUCCUUGUCUGCUUAUUUUCAAACACUGAUGUACCUAUCAGUAGCAGUGUACGCCACGUGACAGAAUGCAUUCAUCAUGUACUUCAUCUAAAGGCCACCAGAAUCUUUUCAUUCAUUUAAUUACUGCUUAUUUCGAACAUACUCUGAAUAUCUCAAGUGCAUCUAAAGUAAUGAUCAGUACAAGUGCUAAAACAAAAAAGUACAAAUGUGCCUCUUAUGAGUAACAUGAAAUUAACCUAUCCCUAAAUUCCUACAAAAAGGAAAAGCUAUUUUUAUAUUUAUAUAUAAAUUCCUACAAAAGCUACUCCAAUCACAUUCUCCAUAGACUGAUUUUUGUAUACCUUCCUAUAGAUCUAAGCUCACUAGUUCUAGUUCAAACAGUUCUUUUCAGGUAUCAUGAAAUAAAUAAAACCAAAGUUCUGCCUUGAGAGGGAGCUGUCUUUGAAACUAUGUUUUUUUCAAUAUGGCAGAAAUAUUUCACCAUAUUUAAACUGCCUUGCUGCUGACAGUUGAUCCUAAGAUAAAAGGCAGAACAACAACCAGCUUAAAAGCAUGAGAGAGGUCACUUUGGCUCCUGCAGGAGCAUUUCUGAGAAGGAUGGGCAGAGUAUUUGGUUAAGCUGUAUCUCAGAAUUUGUGCACUUACUGUCACUUGACAUGCGUCCACAGCACGAUCAUGCUGAAACAAACACAUGGUAUCAUUUUUCAGUGAUC
This is a messenger RNA of Coturnix japonica (Japanese quail), 2466 nucleotides long. It is a transcript of the gene SPX, whose product is annotated as spexin hormone. Gene Ontology annotation, biological process: positive regulation of gastro-intestinal system smooth muscle contraction. Gene Ontology annotation, molecular function: neuropeptide hormone activity. The record is from RefSeq and is a predicted model, not a curated record. NCBI's taxonomy places the organism in Eukaryota, Metazoa, Chordata, Aves, Galliformes, Phasianidae. Gene Ontology annotation, cellular component: cytoplasm.